AUGAGCGCUAGCAACAGAAAGAGUUUCGAUGAUUGUAAGGUGAGCUGGCCGGAUGCGUCGCCAGCCGCCUCCCGCACGCAGGGCAAAGACAAGCUUGAAGCAAGUACUGCCCGACCCAGCCGUGAGCGCGAGGUCGCCGCAGCAUGUGCGGCUUUGUCAGAGAGCGUCGAGGCAGGUGACACUGCUUGGUUUGAGCGGGUCAUCAUUCAGCUGCGGAGCAUUUUGCUGGAGAAGCAAACUGAGGAUGCCGCAACGCAGGCAGAGACCGGCCGGACGACGUUUCCCAUCCGAGCGGAUCCUCUAAAGCAAAAGCCUCCGACGACCUCCUUGCCUCCCAAGCCUUCCGUGGCUACUGAAGUGCCCAAAACGCCCAUUUCCACACCGAGCUCCUUGGGCUCACAGCAAACGGAAGCUCAGCCACCCUGGCUCGAAGCACUUCGGCUCUUGGAAGAGGCGGCGAAGCCGAAAACAGAUGCUGGCAGACCUCCUGCAAAGGGAUACUUCCCUGCUCGUGUGCAAGCGGAAGCGACGCUUUCUGGAGAGGAGAAGCUUCAAGCAUACUUGGACUCGUUCGCCAACACGCAGGUGAAGGACGAAGAGGAGGACCCGGCUUGGGCACGUGCCAUUCGCAUUCUGGAGGCGGUGCCUGUGGGUCAAGGACAGCGCUUGCAGAAGGCGCCCAUGCAGCCUCCCGUGCAGCCGCCGCCGACACAGCCUCGCCCGGUCCCUCGGACGUUCCCUGCGGCCGGCGCUGGAGGCGAACUUGAGGAUCCCGGCCGGUCCACACGAUUUCAGUCGUACCAGAGGCUCCUGCAGGAUGGUGCAGGAGCCGAGCCCGGCGCCUCCCUGCCGGUGCGCUUCGGGAGCCGUCGAAGCGAUGCAGCCCCGAGCCAGCGGCCUGCUCCGGUACCGGAGAGUGGUGCUGGGACGAAGGCGAAUGCUGCCGGAUCCACGCCCACGAUGCCCUCAAGCAGCCCACCGCACUCUCCUACUUCAGGUUCCGCCACGGCUCCUCACAGGGCGCCGCGAGAGGAGGCGGUGGGCACCGGGCGCGGCCAUCUGGUCUCUGCGGUACCCUCCACUGCCACGGAGGUGGAGGAUGCCGAUCUUCGGAAGGAGGAUUUCGUCUGGUCGGAACAUGAGUUCAACGACGGGGAGAAGGAGAACCGUCGAGUGCUGAAGGAAUUCACCCGGGAGUUCAAGAAGAUGGCGGAAGCCACACCCGAUGGAGUCCGGAAUCCAAAGCUGUUGACCGCGGCUUUGGAUCUGGCCUUGGCCUGCGUCAAAUGCUACGAGCUCGACAAGGCCGAUGCCAUCUACCGCCGUGUUCUCGGGGAGUGCCGACGGCGCGGCAUGCCGUGGGACGUGAAAUGCUUGCAGGAUUUGGCAACGCUGCGCU
This is a messenger RNA of Symbiodinium sp. CCMP2456, 1399 nucleotides long. The record is from the annotation of a GenBank genome assembly. NCBI's taxonomy places the organism in Eukaryota, Dinophyceae, Suessiales, Symbiodiniaceae.